AUGCAGGGUGCCGAAGCAGCUUCCGCAGCUUGGGCAAGUGCUGCUUGGUGGCUAAUGCUGAUAGCUGUGAGCUUGGCGUGCCUCGUGCUGGUCCGGAAGGUGCUGCUUAGCAAUCCUGUCGGGAGCAUCCGGCAUUGGUACGAAGCCAGCAGCUGGCAGAAAAGUGUGUCCAGAAAGCCUGCAGCCGUCGUUCCAGAAGCAGGAGCUGCAUCCCCGUCGUGGGUGGACGACAUGGUAUGCGCUGAGCUGCAGGAGGUUUAUGCGGGCAUGGUAAGGACCUGCUUCGUGUACAUUGUCGGACCUUUUUGCUUCCUCACGGUAAUGCUUUCGGUCCUCCGUGAUGAUAUAGCCUUCCCCGACUUGCGCUUGAACUCUAACAUGCUUCCGCUCGUGGUGGCAACUCUCCUGACAGUCUGCAACCCCCCCGCGCGCAGAACGCAACUGGGGCUCUGGCUUCUGCUCGCUUUUUGGUUUGCCUCGACGCUCGCCGCACACCUGCUCCUUUCGGAAUGGCACCUUCACGAACAAGUCUGGUUGAACCACAUGUUUUUCGUGACUGUUGUCUCCGAAGUGCUGCAGAUGCCUCCGCUGUUGAUUUGGGCCAACACCCUUCUUCACUCUGCAUUCUUCAUAGCUCUGACCGUGGUCAAUGACUAUCCCAGUGAUUCGCCAUCACUCGAGCUGCAGCUGCUAAUGGUGAUUGUUAGAAUUGCAUGUGGGCACUACACCCAGCUGGUGUCCAAGGCAGUCGAAGGCUGUGCACGCGCGGAUGUGCUGGCACAGGAUGCUUCGAAGCUAGCGGCCUUGAGUCGCUCUGCGGCUGAACAGGCUCUCGUGGAAGCAGACGAGGAGGCCACUCGCGCUCGGACGGCCCAGGUGGAGUUGUCCCUGGCAGAGGCCGAGGCGAGGGCCGUUGAGUCUGUGCGAAGUGCACAGCUCCACCUCUUGAAAGUCAUGUGCGAUGCCGUGAUAGAGGUGGAUGCCGACAUGCGGAUCAUUGAGCCAGGAAAGCUGGGGUUGAUGCUCUACCAAAGCAGCCACCGCAACCUCGCUGGAACCAGGUUCGUGGACCUGCUCAACCCGAAAGAAGUGGAUCGCUUCCAAUGCUUCUGCCGAGACGAUCAGCACCGGCUUUAUCCGCUACAAACCACUUUGACGGGCGCUUACAACAUGGCGAUCUCUGUCUCGAUCUACUUAGCCACCUUGAGCCCGAGCGGAGCGAGCGGACGCGUGACACAUUUGCUGGGUGUGAAUGAAAUACAGGAAGCGCAGCCGGCAAAUGCACGUCCACAUGCCGACACUGUUCUCAGUGGCCUUGGACCGGUGGCAGACGAUGUGAGCUGCGACGACUCGGAGGAGGGAAUGCAAAGCCCCUACCAAAGCGCACACAGCUGUCACAGCGGCAGCCAGAAGAGUCCCAGGGCUUCCUCUGAUUACCCCCCGAGACCAGAGCCACCUGCAGAGUUUCGGCAACUCGAGCCGGAGGAGGAACUCCGAGCUCUGAUGUCGUUCUUGUGGCAGUGGCCUCUGCCAGAAAGAGGGAAAGGACUAUCACAGUCCUGUUGCCAGACGCACCAAGCCCUGGAUCGCGCUCGGGACGCCUUGCGAUACUUGCAGAAGCUGGACUGCCAGGACGUGCCAGCCUGCCUUGGCUGGCAGUGCCCUGCCUGCAAGUUGAAGGGCACGGAAAGCGACCGACGACUGUUUGACGAAGAGUCCUGGUGCUGCGGCCGCUGUGCCAACUGGGAAGAUUUGUAUUUAUAA
Symbiodinium sp. CCMP2592 is the source of this 1764-nucleotide messenger RNA. The record is from the annotation of a GenBank genome assembly. NCBI's taxonomy places the organism in Eukaryota, Dinophyceae, Suessiales, Symbiodiniaceae.